This is a messenger RNA of Caretta caretta (loggerhead turtle), 6020 nucleotides long. NCBI's taxonomy places the organism in Eukaryota, Metazoa, Chordata, Testudines, Cheloniidae. The record is from RefSeq and is a predicted model, not a curated record.
AUGGCAGAACAAGAAGCCAGUGGCUUGCAACUCCUUCUCUCCAGCCUCCAGAGCUCCCAUGACAAGGAUGUGAUCCUCAAUGUUCUCAGCAUUCUCACAGACCUACUCUCCAUCGGAACAGACCGACGAAUUCACUACAUGGUCAGCAAAGGGGGGAGUGAAGCUUUGUUGCAGGCUCUGCUGAAUGUUGCACAGACAGCCCAACCAGACUACAGCAUCCUUUUACCUCUGCUUCGCCUGCUGGCUAAAGUAGGCCAAAGAGAUAGGAAGUUUGGGCUGAAAGUGCAGAAACUGGACGCAAUUGAUGUGACCCUGAGCUUGGCAAGGAAAAAUCUGACUCACCACCUGAAUCUCAUCCACUGUCUCUGGGUCCUGCGGGUUUAUGCCUCUAGUGAGUCUAACAGCCGACGGGCAGUCAACAGAGGCUACCUGUGUGAACUGCUCAGGCUGUACCAGGACUGGCACUGCUGUGAUGCCUCCAAUAGGUACAUCCAUGUCCGCAGGGGUCUCCUGCUCUGCCUCAAACACAUCACCAACAUCCGAUCUGCCAGGGAGACUUUCCUCAGUGCCCGUGGCCUGGAGAUCCUCUUCACCACUGCACAGGAUUGCCUGGAUAGCAAGCUCCUUGAUCCUAUAGUAACUACAGUGGCCCAGAUCCUGAGGAAGUGCUACCCCAAGGGGCCUCUGCCUUUGGCUACAGUACACAGCUCCUAUUCCUUCUCUCUUCCUGGGAGUGUCAGCUCCGAAUCUCCACGUGCAGUUCUUGAAGAUGGCUAUGAAGAUGAUGGUGAGGAAGAAGUGGAAAAAGACCUGGAUAACGAGGACCUGGAGCAUAAAGAGGAAGAUGAUGAUUUGGAGACAGAUGUGAACAAACUGAGCUCAAAGCCAGGUCUUGACAGGCCAGAGGAGGAGUUUGAGCAGUAUGAGGCAAUGUGUCCUGAACUUUCCCUUGCUUUCCAGGAGCUGGAAACAGGGUCUGAAGAUGAGAAGGACUUUGAGGAUAUGCCUAGGAGCCUGCCAGGCACUCACCCCCGAGUCAUUCCGAAUGCUGCUUUCAUGAAGCAGCAGCAUUGCAGACACAGGGACCAAAGUGCCAUGGGUCCAGAGCCAGAGGAAACAGCUUUCAAGACUCCAGUGCAGAGCUGGGCAAAGAAGGAGAAAUGCACUGGGGCUCCAGCCUUUGAAAAUCAAGCAAUGGGAGAAUCAGUCCGAGAUGCAGAUACCCUUUGUGAAAGAGAAGAUCCAUGCAGGAGCCAUGCACCCACUCUGCAUCCUCCCCUAAAAGAAGCCUCCUGGGACACACAAACAUUUCAUACUCACUGUGCGAGCUGCUUAGGUCCCAGCCCCAUGGGAGGAGUGGGAGCCUCAAACAUAGCGACAAAGCUUCUGGAGAGACACCAAGGGGAUAUCCCAUUCCACAGCCCCCACUUCUACAUGGCCAGGGCUGGAAGCACCAAGUCCAUUCCGGACUACAGAGUCUUGGCGUUCCCUGAUUUCUGGGGCCACCAGCCCCCUCCUUAUUGCCAGUCCCUGCUGGAGCGGAAAUAUGGAGUUCAAAGAGCCAAAAUAUUUGAGGAUGUUUCUCGUCUAAUCCAGCCAAGUGAGGUGAUAGACAGAGUUGUCUUUGAUUUAGAUGGGCGCAGCCCCUCAAGCACAGAUGCUCCAGACUGCCUGAGAUUCUACUCUAAAUUUGAAUCAGGAAACCUUCGCAAAGCCACCCAAGUGCGCAAAUUUGAGUAUGAUUUGAUUCUGAACAGCGAUGUGAACAGUGUCCAGCACCACCAGUGGUUUUACUUCGAGGUCAGUGCCAUGAAGCCAGCCGUUCCCUACCGCUUUAACAUCAUCAACUGCGAGAAGGUCAACAGCCAGUUUAAUUACGGCAUGCAGCCGGUCAUGUAUUCGGUGAAGGAAGCUCUCCAAGGCAAGCCUCACUGGAUUCGGGUGGGCUCUGAUAUCUGUUACUACAAAAACCAUUACCGCCGUAGGGCAGCCACAGCGGGAGGCGCACGAGGGAAAUCCUACUACACGCUCACCUUCACCGUCACGUUCCCGCACGGGGAGGAUGUCUGCUACCUGGCCUACCAUUACCCCUACACUUACUCUGCACUGAUGUCCCACCUUGACAUCCUGGAAGAAACCAGGAACCCCAAGAAGGUCUACUACAGACAGCAGACACUGUGCCAGACUCUGGGAGGAAACCCAUGCCCACUGCUCACCAUCACUGCUAUGCCAGAGUCUAAAAGUAGUGAUGACCUGGAGCAGUUCCGCAAUCGUCCCUAUGUGGUGCUCAUGGCCCGUGUUCACCCUGGGGAGAGCAAUGCCAGCUGGGUAAUGAAGGGGACUGUGGAGUUCCUAGUGAGCGGUGACCCCAUUGCUGAGCUCCUGAGGAAAUGUUUCAUUUUCAAAAUCAUCCCCAUGCUCAAUCCAGAUGGAGUCAUUAAUGGCAACCACCGGUGCUCCUUGAGUGGGGACGACCUGAAUAGACAGUGGCUGGCUCCCAGCUGCCAGCUCCAUCCAACCAUUUACCACACCAAGGGCCUCCUCUACUACCUGUGCAGCGUUGGCCGGGCUCCGCUGGUAUUCUGCGACUAUCACGGCCACUCCCAGAAGAAGAACGUGUUCCUCUAUGGCUGCAGCAUCAAGGAAACCUUGUGGCAGGCAGGCUGCACUGUCAACACAGCAGUUGUCACAGAAGAUGUUGGCUACAGGACCCUCCCAAAAAUCCUGGAUAAAGUGGCACCUGCAUUUGUCAUGAGCAGCUGUAGCUUCCUGGUGGAGAAGUCACGUGAAUCAACAGCACGGGUAGUAGUGUGGCGGGAGAUUGGUGUGUUGAGGAGCUACACAAUGGAGAACACCUACUGUGGCUGCAGCCAUGGGCUCUACAAGGGCCUGCAGAUUGGAACGCGAGAGUUGGAGGAAAUGGGAGCCAAGUUCUGCCUGGGACUCCUCAUCCUGCAGCUCAAAUCCUUGCCCUGCAGCAAGAAGCUGAUGGCUCAGGCAGCAGCCCUGCUGGAUCUGGAGGAGGAGAUUGCAGACCAUUGGGCACAAAGGAGCAGCAGCACCAACAACCUGGAGAUUGACGAUGAACCUCCUUGUGGGGAAGAUGUCGAUUACAAUACUGACAGCUGCUCUGACCAGGAAGGGGACUUCUCUGAGCUAGACGAAGAGAUCCGGGAGAUCUCCCUGAGGGCAGAAGGAGAGGUGGAAGAGGAGGGGGCCAGCGAGGGACAGACAUGCGGUUCCAGCGUUCUUGGAGGGUUUUACAUUUCCAGCCACCAAACAGCCAAUAGCAAAGCUCUCCCGCUACCAUCAGCGUCACUCGGCGUGUUUGCUGGGUUUGAAAGCAGCCCUGUGUAAACAGAGCUUUGACUUACCAAGCAAUAAGCAAAUGGGUCACUGCUCCUCUUUACCCAUUUGCCGACUUCAGCUUUGUUCCCAGAUGUGUUGCCCCAGUUCUGCAUGGAAAACUGACUUCAUGUUUAUGGAAAAUAGAGAGAGAGAGAGGUUCCCUACCCUGUGCAUACAGGGAGGGGUGAGCAGUCACUUGUCCAUAUGGUGCAAUGUGAAGACUUAGGGCAUUCUUAUACAUUGUCACCAGUGCAAUCACUUUCUCUAAUUUAGUUGUCUGUGGCUUCAUGCAGAUUGUCAUGAUGGUUGGUCUUUUGAGUGCCUAAGGUAUGGGAGAAGAGUCCUUCACCCCAAUUCCUUCCCUUACUGUCGUGACUUAGAAAAUCUCAGAAGAUCUUUUUCUGAAGAUUUUUGGCCAGAGUUGAGAUAUUUGUUUCAUUUUUUUGCUCUGAGGUUUUGCUGCAUGUAUCUGAAUUCUAGGGGCCUGAUCCAAAGAUUACCAUUGACGUUAAUGGGCUUUGGAUCAGGUUCUGUGUGAUUAACAACUAGCCACAUUCCAACGUACCUGGAGAAUCCACCACCACCACCUACAGUAGUAACCAAUCCAACCAAUAAUUAGAAUGGAGCAGAUUCUCAUCUGGUAUAAAUCAGUGUUUCUCCAUUGACUUCAGUGGAGGGAUGCCCAUAUACACCAGAUAUACACCAGAGGGAUGGUGAAAUAUGUGCAGUGGCCCAAUAACUGCUUCAUUAUAUACCAUUCUAUUGAUCCACUUCCUCCCCAGAUACUCAGGAAAGAAGAUGAGCUUUGAAGCAUGCCUGGAUGGUUCCCAAACAGAGAGUUGCCUGAGGUUCUUUCAUUGUAUUUUCUCAAGUAUGCAUCCUGAGGAUCGUCCACGCUUAUGGAAACACCAUAUGCACAUGUGUUCUGGCACACCAGGCCAAAUGCUGCUCUCAGGCACACUGGAAUAAAUGGAUCAGUGAAGUCAAUCAAAUGACUGCAGAUUUACACCAAUGGACCAUAGGCACCAAUUUCUUCUGGUGCCGGUGGGUGCUCGACCCGGCUCUGCCCCCGGCCCUGCCCUGACUCCACCUCUGCCCUGUCCCUCCCUCCCCCAUUCCAACCCCUUCUCCAAAGUCCCUGCCCCAACUCCGUCCCCUCCUUCCCCUAUUUGACUCCUUCCCCAAAUCCCCGACCCGGCACCGCCUCUUCCCUGCCUCCUCCCUGAGUACACCACGUUUCCACUCCUCCACCCUCCCUCCCAGCACUUGCUAUAGCUGUUUGGCGGCAGCAAGCACUGGGAGAGAGGGAGGAAUGGAGAUAUGGCAUGCUCGGGGAGGAGGCGGAGGAGGAGGCAAGGCGGGGGGUGGGGCGUGGAGCUUGGCUGCUGAUGCGUGCAGAGCACAAGAGAUCCACUUCCUGGACACUAUGGUGCUAAUAAGCGAUGGUCACAUAAACACCACCCUAUACCGGAAACCUACUGACCGCUAUUCCUACCUACAUGCCUCCAGCUUUCAUCCAGAUCACACCACACAAUCCAUUGUCUACAGCCAAGCUCUUCGAUACAACCAUAUUUGCUCCAACCCCUCAGACAGAGACAAACACCUACAAGAUCUCUAUCAAGCGUUCUUACAACUACAAUACCCACCUGCUGAAGUGAAGAAACAGAUUGACAGAGCCAGAAGAGUACUCAGAAGUUACCUACUAGAGGACAGGCCCAACAAAGAAAAUAACAGAAUGCCACUAGCCAUCACCUUCAGCCCCCAACUAAAACCUCUCCAACGCAUCAUCAAGGAUCUACAACCUAUCCUGAAGGACGACCCAUCACUCUCACAGAUCUUGGGAGACAGCCCAGUCCUUGCUUACAGACAGCCCCCCAACCUGAAGCAAAUACUCACCAGCAACCACACACCACACAACAGAACCACUAACCCAGGAACCUAUCUUUGCAACAAAGCCUGUUGCCAACUGUGUCCACAUAUCUAUUCAGGGAACACCAUCAUAAGGCCUAAUCACAUCAGCCACACUAUCAGAGGCUCGUUCACUUGCACAUCUACCAAUGUGAUAUAUGCCAUCAUGUGCCAGCAAUGCCCCUCUGCCAUGUACAUUGGUCAAACUGGACAGUCUCUAGGUAAAAGAAUAAAUGGAUACAAAUCAGACAUCAAGAAUUAUAACAUUCAAAAACCAGUCGGAGGACACUUCAAUCUCUUUGGUCACUCGAUUACAGACCUAAAAGUUGCAAUUCUUCAACAAAAAACUUCAAAAACAGACUCCAACGAGAGACUGCUGAAUUGGAAUUAAUUUGCAAACUGGAUACAAUUAAUUUAGGCUUGAAUAAAGACUGGGAGUGGAUGGGUCAUUACACAAAGUAAAACUAUUUCCCCAUGUUUAUUCCUCCGACCCCCCCCCCCACUGUUCCUCAGAGGUUCAUGUCAACUGCUGGAAAUGGCCCACCUUGAUUAUCACUACAAGAGGUUCCCCCCCCCCCCCCGCUCUCCUGCUGGUAAUAGCUCACCUUACCUGAUCACUCUCCUUACAGUGUGUAUGGUAACACCCAUUGUUUCAUGUUCUCUGUGUAUAUAAAUCUCCCCGCUGUAUUUUGCAUUGAAUGCAUCCGAUGAAGUGAGCUGUAGCUCACGAAAACUUAUGCUCAAAUAAAUUUGUUAGUCUCUAA